AUGAUCCUCAAGAUUGAUGCGUUGGUUAAGACCCCAAAGCAUCUUCCCGAGGACAUAAUGGCGACCAAGAUUAUUCUUGUUACCGGAGCCAACACAGGCCUUGGGCUCGAGAUUGUCAAAGCCCUGUGUGGUUCCAUCGCACAAUACGAGAUACUGCUUGGUGGAAGAUCUCUCGACAAGGCAAAGGCAGCGGUGUCCGAGAUUGUGACCAGCUUUCCAAGCGCCUCGGGCCGUGUCACUGCAAUCCAAGUGGAUGUGGAAGAUGAUGACUCGAUAGCUGCCGCCUUCGACACGGUCAAGAACAAGUACGGGCGCCUCGAUGUCCUCGUCAACAAUGCAGGUGCCCUGUUUGACAUAGAAUUUCUGAUGGGCAGCAUGACGAUGCGUCAAGUUUGGAACCAGUCCUGGAAUGUCAACAUAACGGGGUCCCAAAUCAUGACGUCUGUUUUUAUACCUCUACUUCUUGAAUCUGACGAUCCUCGACUUCUUUUUAUCACGAGCGGUACAUCCACUCUAGCGGGAUCAGAAAACCUCGAUCUGCCCAUCAAUCGUGUUCCGCCAAAAGGCUGGCCAAAGGGUGGCCCGCCACCGAUCAGCAUACCGGCCUAUCGCAGUUCUAAAGCAGGAAUGAAUAUGAUGAUGAGAGAGUGGCAUCGCACCCUCAAGGAGGACGGGGUCAAAAUAUGGGCCAUCUCGCCAGGCUAUCUGGCCACUGGUCUGGGGGGGAGCGUCGAGGUGAACAAGAAGCAAGGCGCUGCCGAUCCUGCCAUAGGUGGACAGUUUGCCAAAGACGUCAUUGAAGGGCACAGGGAUGACGACGUGGGUAAGGUCAUUCUACGAGACCGGGUGCAGCCUUGGUGA
Molecule: messenger RNA, 861 nt
Organism: Metarhizium brunneum ARSEF 3297
Lineage: Eukaryota; Fungi; Ascomycota; Sordariomycetes; Hypocreales; Clavicipitaceae
Product: Short-chain dehydrogenase/reductase tropE
Cellular component (GO): intracellular anatomical structure
Molecular function (GO): oxidoreductase activity, acting on NAD(P)H, oxygen as acceptor
Source: RefSeq, a predicted model, not a curated record